Messenger RNA from Diplodia corticola, 2553 nucleotides. Its product is annotated as peptidase family m20 m25 m40 protein. Bases 1 to 2553 code for a protein of 850 amino acids. The transcript has a single exon. The record is from RefSeq and is a predicted model, not a curated record. Lineage: Eukaryota; Fungi; Ascomycota; Dothideomycetes; Botryosphaeriales; Botryosphaeriaceae.
AUGGCCGAGGACGACCAGGCCGCCGAGUCCGUCGGCUCGCGCCGAGGCCAGAAAACCCUCCUGCCUCUCCAGACGCAGCUUGACAGCGCCCAGGUGCCGCACAGCUCGCGCUGGAGACGCUCUCGCUUCGUCGUACCACCCCCGCCGGAGCACAAGGUCGCACCGCCGCCGCCCCAGCCUGCGCCGGACCCGCCGGCCAAGCUCGAGAACCGCAAAUCGACCAUGUCCCUGUUCAGCCUCUUCAGCCGCCCCAGAGUCGAGAGAGCACGCGGCCACCACGAGAUUGGUCUGCCCACCAUUCCGGACGGCCCCGAGGCCAUGCCCACCGCCGCCCUCAGUCCCGUCGCUGCUACUCCGCAGACCGCGCCCAACAACCCAGCUGACCCGUCCGCCGUGGCACCCAAGUCGCGCGGCAGCUCCUUCAACCGGAGGUCAAGAACAGGAGGGUCGAGCAAUUGGGAGCCGCCGCCGCUAUUCCAGGUCUACCCGCAGGCGCUCAAGCAUGCCAUGCUGCAGGCGACCAAUUCCUCGGCCGAGGCCAUUAUAUCCACCCAGGCGCACAAGAGACAAUACAGUAUCCUCAGGGAGAACCUCCAAAGCAAGCUGGACUUGUCCAAUGGCAGUGACGAGACGUCGCCCGCCGCUGAAAAACUGCAGAAACGGGAGAAGAGAAUGUCGACAAGCUCGACCUUGGCUGCUGCUCCUCCCGACAUGACCCACAAGAUUUACGUACUGUCCACUUCCGGCUACUUGCUCCAAUACUCGGGUGAAGGCCCGGCCGAAAGAAUGCCCGAAAAGAUCCUGCAGCUGGGGAAGGACUCCGCAGCAUUCGCAUGUGAUCUUAUCCCAGGGAAGCAUUGGGUUCUGCAGAUCUCGCAGUCCACAACCGACGAUGGGACCGUGACCGCGCAACAGCCGAGGUCUCUCCUAUCCCGGCUGCGCAUGCAAGGUACCGCUGCGAAGAGGACAGCCACGACCCUCCUUCUUGUGUUCGACACCCCCGAGGAGAUGGGAGAGUGGUUGACAGCCAUCAGACAAGAAAUCGACAUCCUUGCAGGGCGCAAGACAAGAUCAGAAGUGGACCAGGAGAACAGCCAAGAGAACGGACUACGCAAGCACACCAAGAUGCCCAGCCAUCGUUAUUACGUCCAGAGGGACCCCAACCGGUUUGACAACGAACGUUCGCCGCUGACUUCACCCGUUGGAUCGCCGGCCCAGCCCGGUAUGGAGUGGUCUUCUGCCACCAUGCGUCGGAAUGUGUCGGACGCAGCGUCCACUACCUCUCGCUUCACGUUCAAGAGACGGUCGGUGGAGGGCUCAUCGAUGGCCACAACUUCGUACGAUGGGAACCAGCUGAAUCAACUGAGAGAGGACUCGCGACUGUCGAUGGCUUCGAACAGGACCUCAGGCACCUCUCCCCCAGCCUCAACUGGCCCUCCUUCUCCUGUUCGAGACUCUACACCGCGACCCGGAGAUGAGAGCCAACUAAGCCCGACGACCUUGAAAUCCUUCUCGAUGAGCCCCAGCACCAGCACCCGGCGGAGAUCCAUGCCCAUGCAACCGCUCUCCCCUACAGAUGAGGAUCAGCCUCACAGGUCACAGCGACAGUCCCCAUUCGACGCCGCUCUAGCAGGCGCGAGACAAUCUCCGGCCCCACCGUCAGAGGAUGGUCACAAGUCCCCCACCCCCGACGGCUCAGCACCCAGGACGAUCAAAAACCGCAUGUCCUUCUCGCGGCCUUUCAAUCUGCAUGUGUCUCACAGCUAUACCCCGAUGCCUACGAUUCGCAGCGCGAGCGCACCGCCUGAAAAAAUGGCCAUACCUGCUGGCCAAGCUGUUUCGACUGACACAGCCGAGUCUGUCUGCCCACCAUCCACAAUUGGCAGUCUCGCAUAUGCGUCGAACCCCAGUGCCAAUUCAACACAACGCCAAACUCCGUCGCCAAAUCCUGGAUUCCGUCCGAUCCCUAUCAGACCUACCACUUUUAUGCCAGCGCGUCGUAUAUCAUCACUGGGGCCUACACUCCCGGUCAAUGUCAACCCGACUCCGGCUCUCAGACAGAGAGCGUCUCAGCCGCAGUUGCCCACACAAACCCCUCCGCAACUUACCACCCGGCCCCCAAGCAAAACUCUACCCCCCAUGCGUUCUCCGCCUCCCACGUUGCAGCUGCCGCCCACUCCUCAACAGCCGCAGUCAAAGCAGCAGCCAGCGCUCCGGCGUCCAACGAGCAUGCAAAUUCGGUCGGAGCCAGCCGCAUUCCUCUCUACCCGCCGUCCAAUGGGCGUGUCGGCUCGCAACCGCUCUCCUUCUUUGGAGCCGCCUGUUCGGCCCUCGUCUGCUCGGCCCUCGUCUGCUCAGGCGGAAUCUACGAGAUUUCCCGGGCAAGUGCGGUUUUCGGUACAUCAGAUGCGCUCGAUGCCUGCGCUUGGGUUGCCGCCACCAGCACCACCGCCAAAUAUGCCACUGCCAGCACCGCCACCAAAUGCACCGCUUCCCCCUCUGCCCAGCUCGGAUCGCUCAACGACGACUAUCAAGACGGUAGUGAUGGCAUAA